Molecule: messenger RNA, 2390 nt
Organism: Danaus plexippus (monarch butterfly)
Lineage: Eukaryota; Metazoa; Arthropoda; Insecta; Lepidoptera; Nymphalidae
Gene: HisRS
Product: histidine--tRNA ligase, cytoplasmic
Exons: 9
Coding region: 188-1996 (602 amino acids)
Biological process (GO): mitochondrial translation; histidyl-tRNA aminoacylation
Cellular component (GO): mitochondrion; cytoplasm
Molecular function (GO): histidine-tRNA ligase activity; ATP binding
Source: RefSeq, a predicted model, not a curated record
GUCACAUACAUAUUUAGCGCUGUUGGUAAAAUUUACGUUCGCCAAUUCACCAAGUGAAAUGAAAGGUUUCGAUCGAGAGUAAAGCCUGAGGUCCAUUCAUUUUGUCAUUAGAAACUUAGUCGAUAGACAUAGCCUUGAGCGCGGUGUCGCUUUCUGUUAGAAUUAUAUUUUUAUUUGAUCUUAUAUUAUGGCAGAACACAAUGAAAUAUUGUUGAAAAAAAUUCAGGAGCAAGGAGAUUUAGUGAGAAAGCUGAAAGCAGAAAAGGAAUCAACCGAGAAGGUUAUAAAUGAAUAUUCUAUUCAAGAUCUCGGAGAAUUUGAUAAAUAUAUUUCCCAGUACAGUUAUAUCAAUGGGUAUACGCCUAGUAGAUUAGAUUUCGAAGUUUAUAAUAAUCUAAAAAAUGUAGAUUUAAAGAGAUAUUCAUACGUUAAGCGAUGGUGGUGCCAUAUGAGGAGUUUCAGCAACUCUGAAAUAACGCAACUUCCUUUUAUGAAACCUCCAGAUGCUGUAAAAUUAAUUUUAAAUUCCAACCAGAACCAUGACCAAAAGAUUAAAGAAGAAGUAGCUAAGUUAUUGGCUUUAAAAGCUCAGCUCUCCAAUGAUGCCCCUCCACAAAAGUUUGUACUCAAGACUCCUAAAGGUACGAGGGACUACAACCCUCAACAGAUGGCGAUAAGGAAUAGCGUUUUGCAAAAAAUUAUAUCAGUAUUUAAGAAACAUGGUGCAGAAUGUAUCGACACCCCCGUCUUCGAGUUAAAGGAAGUGUUAACUGGCAAAUACGGCGAAGACUCAAAGUUGAUUUAUGAUCUGAAAGACCAAGGCGGAGAGAUACUUUCAUUGAGGUAUGACCUCACCGUCCCACUCGCAAGAUAUCUGGCUAUGAAUAAGAUUAAUAACUUGAAGAGGUAUCACAUCGCUAAAGUGUACAGGAGAGACAACCCGGCCAUGACGAGGGGUAGAUAUAGGGAGUUUUAUCAAUGUGAUUUUGAUAUAGCCGGCCAGUUUGACCCCAUGGUGCCGGAUGCGGAAUGUCUUAAAGUAGUCACCGAGAUAUUGGACUCUUUGGACAUUGGCAAGUACAUGCUGAAGGUGAAUCACAGAUGUCUACUGGACGGCAUGUUUGAAGCUUGCGGUGUACCAGCAGAGCAGUUCCGCUCUACAUGCUCUACUAUUGAUAAACUCGAUAAGUCACCAUGGGAAGAGGUGCGGACGGAAAUGAUCAGUGAGAAGGGCGUUACACCUGAAGCAGCUGAUCGCAUCGGCGAAUACGUCAGGCUGAACGGAAGUACGGAACUCGUGGAUACAUUGCUACAAGAUGAAAAACUAUCGAAGUCUAAAAGCGCUGUAGAGGGUUUACAAGGGAUAAAAUUGCUGUUAGAGUAUUGUGAACUCUACGGCAUUAAGGAUAAGGUGCUGUUCGAUCUGAGCCUCGCCAGAGGCUUGGAUUACUACACUGGCAUCAUAUAUGAAGCUGUACUGACCGAACCAAUCAAGAUCGGUGGUGAAGAGCAAAGUGUGGGCUCGAUAGCUGGCGGGGGCAGAUAUGAUAACCUCGUUGGGAUGUUUGACACCAAAAAUAAACAGGUUCCAUGUGUGGGUAUCAGUGUGGGUGUGGAGCGUGUGUUCUCAGUGCUGGAGGCUCGCCUGGCGGCCGGGGAGCUGAGCGUGCGCCCCUCGGAGGUGGAUGUGUAUGUAGCGUCCGCGCAGAAAGAUUUCCUCACCACGAGAAUGAGGAUAUGCAAUGAGUUGUGGGGCGCUGGCAUUAAGGCCGAGCAGCCGUACAAGAAGAAUCCAAAAAUGCUAAACCAAUUGCAACACUGCGAAGAGAAUGGUAUACCGCUGGCUGUGAUACUGGGGGAGUCGGAAUUAAAACGUGGAUUGGUCAAAAUAAGAAACAUAGCUACCAGACAGGAAGAUGAGGUGCCGAGAGAGAAGCUCGUUGAGGAACUCAAGAAUAGAAUAAGCAUGUUGAAUGUCAAUGUAAACGGACUCUAGAAAUUAUACACUAUGCAUUUGUAAAAAAUAUUUUUCAUGUCACACGUUGCUUAAUAACUUUUUUUUUUAAUUAAUUUGGCUCUAUAUUUUAAACCAAUUUCAAGCACAAACCAUACAUCCUUACUGAAUCUGUAUGCAAAUAUUUUUUUUUUUUUUGUUUUCUGUGUAAAGAAUUGCUGUUUUAAGAUAACUUCCUGUUUCAUUAAGAAAGCAUUUUAUUCAUUUAAGUUCUGUAAGUAUUUAUUUCAGUUGUUUUAUAUAAAAGUUAAAUACAGUUCUAAGAUAAUGUUACCUAUAAAAUUACUUUAGAUUAAUUCGAGGUUCAGGACGCGCGUUUAAAAAUAGUAUUUUUCAUAAAUAUUUUUUAUCUGUAAUAAAAGAAGUUAGAAUACUA